AUGGCCUCCAACUGCUUACCUCUAAAGUAUGAAUCAUCUCCUAAUCCCAUUUUCAGUUGUUCAAGGGGUGUCGGUCCCUUUGUCAUCUCAGGCUGUGGAGUUGCACAAAACUCUUGUGUCAAUUGUGACACAAAGCCUUCAUCAUCCCAGUCAGUUUCUUCUACAAAUGGAGCAGAAUUUCAGAAAGAAUUUGAGAACGAUGUAGAUGGAGGGAUUUUUUCUUCACAGAGAAUUUGGGAACGCGAUUGUGGGGAGAAUUAUGUGUUGGAGUUUGAUGAUGAUGAAGAGGAUGGAUCUUUGCCCCAACGAUUCGUACCGUUUCACAAGAUUGGUAUUGGGGGAUCUGAAAACGAGCCUUUCACGAUACGGGUUGCGAUCCACCGGUUUGCGGACUCGGAAUAA
Molecule: messenger RNA, 402 nt
Organism: Striga asiatica
Lineage: Eukaryota; Viridiplantae; Streptophyta; Magnoliopsida; Lamiales; Orobanchaceae
Source: the annotation of a GenBank genome assembly